Molecule: messenger RNA, 4567 nt
Organism: Cryptomeria japonica (Japanese cedar)
Lineage: Eukaryota; Viridiplantae; Streptophyta; Pinopsida; Cupressales; Cupressaceae
Product: receptor-like protein kinase 7
Exons: 2
Coding region: 749-3742 (997 amino acids)
Biological process (GO): protein phosphorylation
Molecular function (GO): receptor serine/threonine kinase binding; ATP binding; protein kinase activity
Source: RefSeq, a predicted model, not a curated record
CCCUCCAUAGGACUACUCUUUAAGAAUCCCCAUUGGAACAUCCUGUGAGCCCUGAAAAGAGCAGCCAAAAUAAAGACAACAAUCCCUGUAAAUGUAUCUUUUUGGUUUUCUAAUAGGCUUUAUUGGGGCCAACUGGGUUUUGGAAAGUUUCUUAGGUCACAGCAAUAAAAAUUUGUGCAGCAAUUCCACAGUGAUGAAUAAUCUUAGGCUACAAACCACUAUUGCGGUGAGAGACACAGAAUUAUAGUCAGGAGAUGGUCCACGUCCUUAACGGAUAUGAUUACGAUAUUUCAUGGUGAGCUAAUGAUAAGGCUGAUUUGAGGCCAAGUUGAAACUUUGCACUAGUGGAGCUAAUGGAUUUGGCUUCUUUAUAGAAUUCUUCGACUUCAUGAGUCCACCAAAAGUCCAAACAGGGGGCAUGAUUGUAUUGGGUGUUUGUGGAUAAUUGGGAUGCAUUUCAUUCACCAGAGUUGCCUCCAAAUGCGGUAAAUGUUGAAAAAUUCAUUGCCUUGGUGAAUGAUAAUUGAAAUUUUUUUGAAACAAAAAUGGUGACUGCGUAGUAAUUUUGAAGAUAAUUGGCUCUCUCUUUGAAGUGGGUUAAUGGUAUCUGCAAUACCCACAUUGAAAAUAUUGAAGAUUGUUGAAUAUUGAGGCCAUGGAGGUUGUAUGCCAUAGCCAGUUACAAAACCGUUCUAGUGAAAUUGCCGGGUGAGAAAUUCAUAGGCAGGUCAGAACAGUAGUUUAGGUUAUGGAGUGCAGAGCUCUGUUUUGGAUUGCAUGUUUGUUUGCCUAUUCAUUGCCCUGGAUAACAGGUGUUGAGGCUCUUACUCAGGAGGCUCAAAUUUUACUGGAAAUGAAGAAAAGUCUGAAGGAUCCUCAUAAUGCGCUGAACGACUGGAAAGAUUCCAUUCAUGCACCUUGCAACUGGAAUGGGAUUAGCUGCGAUGUUACUACAGGUAUGGUCACUGAGAUCACAAUUGAAAACAAAUUUAUAAAUGGUCCUCUAUAUUCCAAUAUUUGCAAAUUGCGAAAUUUGAAGAAGCUUCAAUUGGGAAACAAUACGCUAUAUGGGACUUUACCCCCAUAUAUCAUGAACUGCACCAAUCUUCAGCACCUGAAUCUCACAAAAAAUUCUUUCUCCGGAACUUUACCAGAUUUUUCCCAAUUGAAAUCCUUGCAGAUUCUUGAUGUGACAAACAAUAACUUCACAGGUGAAUUUCCUGCUUCUGUUGGUAAUUUAGCUGAGCUGACUUCCCUCAACCUUGCUGGUAACCCAUUCAGUCCAGGAAAAAUACCCCAGCAGCUCAUGAAUUUGAAGAAACUCGAGGUGCUAUACUUGGCUGACUGCAAUUUGGUAGGAGAAAUCCCAAGUUUUAUUUUUAAUUUUACAGAUCUAGUUCUUUUGGAUCUCUCUUUCAAUUCUCUGGAGGGAUUCAUUCCAAAGGUGAUUUCGAUACUCAGUAAACUCUACCAACUAGAGCUGUAUGACAACAAUCUUAGUGGAAAUAUACCCCCAGAGCUAGGAAAUCUCACAGCACUAAAAUAUUUUGAUGCAUCAAAGAAUAUGUUGAGUGGAAAUCUUCCAGAAGAGGUUGGAAAUUUGAGAAACUUAGUUUCAUUUCAGCUCUACAUGAACCAGCUUUCUGGUCAAAUCCCUGAAACCUUUGGUGACUUUCCAUAUCUUGAAGGCUUGUCACUGUAUACGAACAAUUUCACAGGACAACUACCACAAAAGCUUGGUAGCUUGUCAAAUUUCAACUUGAUUGAUGUUUCUGAGAACCAUUUCACUGGCCCACUACCAAAAGAUAUGUGUAGAGGAGGAAACCUGGAAUACUUUCUUGUUCUUGAUAAUCUUUUUACUGGAGAACUGCCCAAUUCUUAUGAAGAUUGCAAAAGUUUGAAACGUUUCAGAGUGAAUACCAAUAAUCUAACUGGUAAGGUACCCAAAGGAAUUUGGGGUUUGCCAAAUGCCAACAUUAUUGAUCUGAGCUUCAAUAACUUUGAUGGUGAACUUGGUCCCGAGAUCAGCAAUGCAAAGAAGUUAACAGAAUUCUAUAUUAACCAUAAUCAAUUCUCAGGGAUCUUGGUGCCAGAGAUCGGAACGGCCUCAGAAUUAGUCAAAGUUGAAGUCCAGAAUAAUCAAUUUACAGGCUCAAUCCCAAAAGAAAUCGGCAGUUUGAGGAAUUUGAAUGAAUUGUAUUUGCAGGGAAAUAUGUUUGAGGGAUCCAUUCCGCCUGAAAUUGGUUUAUGCACUUCUUUGGUUGUUAUCAACCUGGCAGAAAACCAUUUGUAUGGAUUGAUUCCAGAGUCUUUGGGGUCCAUCGAAGGUCUGAAUUCUCUAAAUCUUUCAAAUAAUCAUCUCUAUGGAUCAAUUCCAAAUAGCCUUGGUACAUUGAAGCUAAGCUUUGUUGACUUCUCCAACAACCAUUUAUCUGGCCCUGUUCCAAAUUCCUUAGUCAGUAACGUGAACAGUGAAAGCUUCUCAGGGAAUCCAGGGCUCUGUGUCAAAAGCUCUAGCAGUAAAAGUCAUCUACUUCAUACUUGUAAGGGUUCUCAUCUCACGAAAGAAUCCAGAAAAAUGAUAUUUAUAUCAGGGUUCAUUGUUGGAACAGCAAUAUUAGUACUAGUGAUUGGUUUGGCACUUCUGUGGAAAAAAUACCAUCAAAACCAAGACGAACCUAGGGAUAAAAGAGGAAGUACACGCUGGAAACUUAAAUCUUUUCAUAAAAUAAGUUUCACUGAGAAGGAUAUUUCUGAAGCUUUGCUAAAGGAAGAGAAUAUGAUUGGAAGUGGUGGAUCGGGCAAGGUUUACCGUGUGGAUUUGCAAAACAAUGUAACUGUUGCUGUAAAAAGGCUUUGCCCAGUGGAGAUUAACAGUAUCAAGCAAAAUGAUCUCAACAAACAGAUGAAUGCAGAAGUGGAUGUUUUAGGGAUGGUUCGGCACAAAAAUAUUGUGAAGCUAUAUUGUAGUUUAUCAAAUGGUAAGUCAAAUCUUCUGGUAUAUGAAUAUAUGGAGAAUGGAAACUUGUUUGAUGCUUUGCAUAAAGUCUAUACAGAAAAGGCAUCAAAGGGAAGAGAUUUGCAUUUGGAUUGGCCAACAAGGUAUAAGAUUGCAGUAGGAGCAGCACAUGGAUUGGCAUAUCUUCAUCAUGAUUGCUUACCUGCAAUUGUUCACAGAGAUGUAAAAUCUACCAAUAUUUUGCUGGAUGACGAUUAUGAGGCAAGGAUUGCUGAUUUUGGUAUUGCGAAAUUUCUUCAAGCUGGCAGAGGAAAGGAUCCCACCGCAGCUUUUGCAGGCACGUAUGGCUACAUUGCUCCGGAAUAUGCAUAUACUUUUGAGGUCACUGAGAAGAGUGACGUUUACAGUUUCGGUGUGGUUCUAUUGGAGCUUGUCACUGGAAAACAACCAGUUGAGCCAGACUUUGGUGAUAGCAAGGACAUAGUUUUCUGGAUUUCACAGAAAAUAUGUUCCCAGCAAGGUGCUUUUGAGGUUCUGGAUUCAAGGAUUUCUAAAUAUUUUGAGGAAGAAAUGAUCAAGGUCUUGAAAAUUGCAGUGCGUUGUACAUUCAAACUCCCAAGACUACGGCCCACCAUGAGAGAAGUUGUAAAAAUGUUGCUGGAAGCUGAUCCCUGCAGUAGUAGUAGUAGUAGUUCCAAGACAACCCAAAAAGAAGGAACCCAAAAGAACGCAACCAUGGACUUUGGCAUGACUGUCAGACAAAGUUCUCAGCACAAACAUUGAAGAAAUAAGCAUUGAAUAAUCUCAGGCUGCAAACCACUAUUGCGGUUAGAGACAAAGAAUUAUAGUCAAGAGAUGGUCCACCGUCCUUCAAUGUAUAUGAUUAUGAUAUUUCAUGGUGAGCUAAUGAUAAGGCUGAUUUGUGGCCAAGUUGAAACUUUGCACUAGUGGAGUUAAUGGAUUUGGCUUCUGUAUAGAAUUCUUCGACUUCAUAAGUCCACCAAAAGUACAAAUGGGGGGUAUGAUUGUAUUGGGUGUUUGUGGGUAACUGGGAUGCAUUUCAUUCACCAGAAUUGCCCCCAAAAGCAGAAAAUGUUGAAAAAUUCAUUGCCCUGGUGAAUGAAGAUUGAACAAAUUUUGAAACAAAAAUGGUGACUGCGUAGUAAUUUUGAAGAUAAUUGGCCCUCUCUUUAAAGUGGGUUAAUGGUAUCUGUAAUACCCACAUUGAAAAUCUUGAAGAUGAUUGAGUAUUGAGGCUAUGGAGGUUGUAUGCCAUAGCCAGUCACAAAACCAUGCUAGUGAAAUCCUCGGGUUGGAAAUUUGAGAAACUUAGUUUCAUUUCAGCUCUACAUCAACAAGUUUUCUGGUCAAAUCCCUGAAAACUUUGGCGAGUCACUGUAUGCGAACAAUUUCACAGGACAACUACCACAGAAGCUUGGCAGCUUGUCAAAUUUCAACAUGAUUGAUGUUUCUGAUAACCAAUUCUCCGGCCCACUACCAAAAGAUAUGUGUAGAGCAGGUAACCUGCAAUACUUUCUCUCUUUAGGAGAACUGCCCAAUUCUAUAUUUGUAAAAUAUUUUAUUUGGAGAUAUUACAACCUUCAACUA